AUGGCAAGUGCAACACCAAACGGUUUUACCCAACAGCAGUGGGCUACUACGUCGGCAGCAACAGCAGCGCUUCAAAAUGGUGGAAAUCGCCAUCGACCGUAUUUUGGGCAGCCACAAUUUAUGCGUGCGCCGAUAAUUGGAAAUCGUAUAAGUGGAGUAGAUUAUUGGCAUAAAAAUGGUGGCUCAGCAGCCGAUGCUGUACGUCGUCAGCAGCAGCAACAGCCACUUCAUUAUGAACGUGGAAACGCUAGUAGUAAUGUUGGAACAGAUGAUAUGAUGGAUCGCAACAAAACUUUUUUUUCGCGUAAUGAUAAAUGGCAACCACGUAGGUCACAUCCGCAAGCGCCUCCUAAAUUAACUGCAGCACAAAGACGAGCACGUGGACCACUGCCAGACUGGGACGAAUGUGCGGGAGACGAUGAUAACUUCGAUUAUAUGGAUCUUAUGGAAUCUCAAUAUGCCCAAUUCUAUGCUGUGUCCACCAUACCUCCUUUCGAUCCCAGUUCGACAUGCUUGGAUCCUGCAUUAGCGGCAGCAUUUCCCACUGCGAAUAUUAUGUUCCAGGCACAUCAACAAAUGGCUGCCUUAACGUUUCGUCAUUCACAUAUUUCCCCAUUUAACCCUCAUCUGCUUUCUCAACCACCUCCUACGGUGGCAGCUGCAGCUGCAACCAUAGGUGAGUCACGUUCAGACAGUGUAGCAUCAUCGCUUACAUCUAACACCGUCCCACCAACACCAACCGCUUUACUUUCACCUGGAAGUGGUGUUCUCACAAGUAAAGGUGAGUUCAUCCCUGGAUCAGCAGUAGGCCCUAUGAGCGUCCCUUACCAUUCCGCCUAUCCACCCAUAUCACCUCAGGCACCGAUCACCGGCGAAACUUUGAAAGAAUAUGUUAGAAAACAAAUAGAGUAUUACCUGUCACCGGAGAAUCUCCAGAAAGAUUUUUACUUACGGCGGAAGAUGGAUAAAAAUGGUUUCUUAUCGUUAGUAUUGAUAGCUAGUUUCCCGCGUGUUCGUACACUCACCGAUAAUAUUGUAUUAAUUACGGAAGCUUUGCGAAAUAGUGAAAAAGUGGAACUUAGCGACGACAGUGAAAAUGUUCGUCCACGUGAUAACCCACAACAAUGGCCGCUUUCGCCAGCUCUAUUGCAAACUACGGAAUCAAUUAGCAGUGCUGUUCGUCCGGCAACUGAAACGGCUAUGAAGGCAGCAAAUGUUGCAUCUUCGAUGAUUACUCAGAUGAUUACAGCAGCACCACUGGCUGCUGAGACGAUGGAUUCUAAUGCUUUGGUGCAAGCUGAAUUGCAGCCAUCUGUUUCUUUGGAAUCACUCGAAGCUGAAAAACGAGCUUGUGAGACACGCAGCAGUAACGACACCACCAAAAAAAUGACUACUGGCAAUUAUUCCGCACUGAUUGCAGAUGAAGCAAAUUCAAAUUUAGCUAAAGGCAAUAAGGAUGUCGAAGUGGAGAGUGUCACGCAUAGACAGUCGUCGAGCACAAACGGGAAUAACAAUGGUGCAAACAGCAGUAAUGGGAUGACAGAACGGAAUAGGGAACUAACUAAAGAGUCUGAAGUGGAGGAUUGGCAAGAGGUUAAAAGUCGAAAGCAAAGAAAAAGUAAAACUUCUGGCAACACUGCCGGCAAGGGAGCAUCACACUAUGUUUCGUCGCCAUCUGCACGACCUGCUGCAGAAAUUGACAUACAAAAUGACGACGAUUUUUUUGCAGUGCCAGAUCUGCCACGACGUGAAAGAAGAGCAGUUAAUAGAGUUGCAAUGUCGGAUGAUUCAUCGGAAGAUAUAAGCGAUGCAAAUAUCAAAAAACUAAUCAUUGUAACACCAGCGUCAUCCGAUAAAAGGCAGUUUGAUCGUGCUGGUGAUUCAUCAUCUUCCAAAGUAAAUCAAAAUUUCACGGAAGAAAUGGAAUACGGUCUUAGGCGAUACGAAAAUGAAUUAUGGAAUCGUAAAGAAGUUGGUCGUAAGACUCAUAUAAAUAAAAUUGACACUGUUUCGGAGGAUGUAUUCAAGCAACUGAGAAGGGAGGAUAGCACUAUUCAGAAAUGUACAUCGGAACCAUCGCCGAAAGUGUUUCCGACUCCAAAUACUAUCCCGGAAAUUUCUUCAGUUUGGGCGCAGAAAGCUCGUGAAAGAGCUGCAGCAAACGCUGCAUCAUCGACAAAAAGUCCGUUGGCAAAACGAGAAACGGAAUGUGGUAUGCUAACACCACGCUUUUAUCCAGUGAAGGAGAGUACCUCUCCAGAUUCUUCUCAGCCAAGAAAGUAUAAAACUCGUCAUAGCGAAAAUCCACCUGUUGAAAUGCCUGUUGGUUGGGUUUUUGGCACUCGCUCAAGAACAUCUUCUGUUAAUGCCGACUCGGUCGAAUCAACAAGUGGCCAGACGGUACCUGGUCCUUCAAUGCAUAUCUCCUUUAGCUUGUUGCAGGAGAAUGGCUUCCAAGAACAAAUAUAUACGAAAUGGAGAAUAUCAUGUCUACAACAGAGGGAACAUUUGGGUUAUGGCACAACUGAAAUGAAUACGUAUUUUCGUUUCUUAUCUUUCUUUUUGCGAGACCACUUCAACCGGAAAAUGUAUCAAGAAUUUAAACAUUUAGCCCUUGAGGAUGCGGAAGCGGGUUACAGGUACGGGUUAGAAUGCCUCUUUAGAUUCUACAAUUUUGGUCUAGAACGUAAGUUCAGGCCAAAUGUGUACCUAGAUUUCCAAGAGGAAACAAUGAACGAUGUUAAGCGAGGUGAACUCUACGGGUUGGAGAAGUUUUGGGCUUUUCUAAAAUUCUACAAGCACUCGAGACGCUUAGAAGUUCAUCCAUUUCUUAAGAAAAGGCUAGCAGAAUACAAGAAUUUGGAUGACUUCAAAUUUGAUCCGGCUACAGCAGCUAAGAAAGAACUGUCAGUGGACAAUAUAAACGCAUCUAUCUCUAGGCGAUGA
Messenger RNA from Cercopithifilaria johnstoni, 2946 nucleotides. The record is from the annotation of a GenBank genome assembly. NCBI's taxonomy places the organism in Eukaryota, Metazoa, Nematoda, Chromadorea, Rhabditida, Onchocercidae.